Molecule: messenger RNA, 9171 nt
Organism: Porites evermanni
Lineage: Eukaryota; Metazoa; Cnidaria; Anthozoa; Scleractinia; Poritidae
Source: the annotation of a GenBank genome assembly
GUUGGUGGUGUUGAAAACAGAGUUGAUGAUGUUGAAAACAGAAUUGAUGAUGCUGAAAAUAAAGUUGAUGAAGUUGAAAACAGAGUUUGUGGUGUUGAAAACAAAGUUCAUGAUGUUGAAAACAGAGUUGGUGGUGUUGAAAACACAGUUGGUGGUGUUGAAAACAGAGUUUGUGGUGUUGAAAACAAAGUUGAUGAUGUUGAAAACAGAGUUGAUGGUGUUGAAAACAGACUUGAUGAUGUUGAAAUCAGAGUUGGUGGUGUUGAAAACAAAGUUGAUGGUGUUGAAAACAACGUUGCCGAAGUAACAAACAGGCUUGAGUUUGUUGACAAUAAAGUCGAUGAUGUCCAAAAUAGAAUUGCUGGUUUGGAAAGCAAAUAUGAAGGUAGGUAGUUGGGCAGAAAGUCUUUAACGCUAGUUAUUAUUCAUUCAAAAUAUUUCCCCGCUUCUGAUUAGCUAAAAGCACACGCAGAAUUCACCAUAAUCAGCUACUGAUGACCAAAUUUGGAAGAAUUUUGCGAUUAAUCAACCGAUGACGUCAAAAGUGCAGCUUCCUUGCAGGUCAAUGCACCGUUAACCGAGACGACCUGGGGACGGGGUUGAGUUGUUUUGGUUGUGAAAACAAAAGUGGCGGACAUUUCACUCGUUUCAAGAGUAAGAAGUAGGCGAAAUAAUAGCUAAAAGCAUGGCAAGAACAGCAAGAAGACAACUCGAAUGGUGACAUCUGUUAUUUGGAGAAUAUUUGCGGAGCUGAACAACUCUAAACGUGCACUAUCGAAGAUGAACUUAACAUCGAUGGAGGUAAGCAUGUUUUAGCUAUGUUUUUAACCUAGGAAUUAUUUUGAAUGAGUAAUAAAACAAUUAAUUGAAUUCGGCUUUCGUAUUAUAUGAAGAAUUAUGGAGAUCUCGGAAGGUGUUAUCCGCCUCGGCCGACGGCCUUGACGGACAACACCCUCCUCGAUCAACAUAAUUCUUCAUAACAUACUCAGCCUCACUAAUUAAUAUUUAAAUAAAGCAAUAAUUUAAUUUUCCCGUAGGUCUUGUGAUAUGAUCCUGGUCUUAACGGUUCUAUUCCCAAAAAGGACCUAUAAGAUUUUCCCUUGUCCCUCGCUUGUGACAUGAAGAUAUGACAUCUUUGACAUCUGUUAAGCUUGGUUGAUGGCUACGAUCGCUAAAACAAGGACAGCGACCAUAACGAGUGUUACAAACUUAAAUAAGGAAAACCCGUCUCAAAAAUCACCUGAAGUCUAAAUCUGCAGUAGUUGUUGCAACAAUCGCUGCUAUCGAGCAAAUCGACAUUCGUGAAAGAGUUGUUUCCAUAAAAUCGCUUCGGUAUCGUUUAACUUUUUCCCUCGAUUGUAGCGAUUACAACAAAACGUUUAACCAGGCUUAACUAUAACUCCUUCCUUGAAGAGAGAGCCCUUCCCCUCGUGUACAUGCGGUUAGGGGUUUUUUUUGGGGGGGGGGGGAGGGGGGCAGAACUUCCUCUCAGAACGCCCACCCCGGGUCAAAACAUAUACUCAGGGCUAAGAAUACCCCUUGAAAUGAAUUUGUUUCCCGCAGUGGAUGCUUCAGAUUGUGCCUAAAUACCUCUGUGGGUUUCUCUUGAUGUCUUUCAUUUUUUUUAUGUGUUAAGUAGUUUUUCCUACAAAUUGCUUUGGUAUUCUUUUAUUUCUUCCCAUCAGGUUAUCGAAUAAAAAAAAUCGUUCAACCCCGCUUUAACAUAACUUCCUCCUUGGGGGGGGCGCCCCUCCCCUGGUUUACCUGGGGUGGGGGUUUUGUUUUGGGGGGGGGGGGAGGGGGGCAGAACUUCCUCUCAGAACGCCCACUCCCGGUCAAAACAUAUACUCAGGGCUAAGUAUACCGCUUGAAAUGAAUUUGUUUCCCGCAGUGAAUGCUUCAGAUUGUGCCUAAAUACCUCUGUGGGUUUCUCUAUAUAAUCUUAAUUUUCUUUCCUCGGGUUAACUUUUUUACCCUAUCAACAGAAUCACUUCAAGCAGCAAAUGAGGAAAAAAGGAACCGCGAGGACGAGUUAGAGAGAAAGAGUGCGGACUUAUUAAAGCGUACAAAUCUAGGUAAGUCUCCCCUUGUCUUUAUUUUUUUUUUACGUAUCAUACCACUUUGUGAAAAGUAAUGUUUUACUACAAGAGAGUAAAAAGGGUACUAGGUGUUUCAUGAUGAAACUGACUUGUGGCGUCAUUGGUCUGGGUAGGUGAGAAGAGAUACAGCAGCGGAAAAUUAAAGUUCCCCUUUACAUGCGGACGUGUUAUAUCAUCAGGGGCACCCAACGUCAAUUUUUGGAGAAUAUCUGUGCAGAAGACGAUUUGAGAUCCCGUAGGAUCCUUGGCUCUCCAGUUGUCCCCCGCAGAGGGUGGCCGUUUAAUGAAGGUUCAGCUGUAUUAACAGUGAAUACAGCCUUUGACUUUUUGUGAGACUUUUAGCUGUGUACAAUUUCCACAGACUAUCCUAAAAGAAAAGAAAGUCUAUCCUAAAAGAAAGGAAAAUAAAAUAUCCUAAAAAAUUCCUAGCUAGGCCUCGCGAAUAGGUUUACGAUGACCGGGCACAAACCUCUAUCCAACUUUAACUACCUUUAGCCGGCUUGAUUUGUUCCGUUUCACAGAGCGUUACAUCCGAUCGUGGGUUCAAAUCUCUUUCCCCUGAAGGCCUUAAUUUCUUCCGCGUUUCAUUUUCUUCAACAGCGUCUGAUAGUAGGAUUCAAUGGGGAAUGAAAAAUAACCUCAUAUUGAAAAUAUUUUUAGUUCCCAGGUCAUAUAUGAAUGUAUGAAUGUUUAUUUCACUGGAUUAACCUUGAUCACUAAUAUCAAGGUCUCUAAAAAAAGUCAUAAAAAGUACUAAAACACGGUUCUUAUUUUUUAAACUUGUACCGGCUCCGCGCUAAAUCAAUAUUUUGUUUUUCAUAAGGUAAGCCUAAGCUACCUUCAACUGGUGAAAACUUUAUUGGCCGACACCAAGAGAUCGAGGAGAUUGUAAGCCACUUGAAGUCUGGGUCAACUCGUAUUGUCUCCGUGUAUGGCCCACCAGGAUCUGGCAAAUCUGAAGUUUCAAAAGCAGUGGGGCAAACUCUCAAAUCCCAAGAAAAUGCGGCUUAUUACAUCGACCUUACCGACAUUGACACAGAGGAAAACUUAAUAUCAGCGAUUCGCCGCUUUUUUGUCGAUCCGUUACCUAAACAAUUAAACUGGACGUGGGAUUUCCUUUUAAACCAGCUUAGUAAAAUUGAAGAAUCUGUGGCACCGUAUUUUAUUCUUGAUAACGCCGAUUGUUUAUUACAGUCAGAGUUACGAGAUCGUUUUAUUUGCUUAAUUGAACAAAUUUUGAAAAGCUGUGAAACUCUUACAGUUCUUGUUACUACAAGGGAAUGUUUGGAGUUUUCAAAGUUGAAAUCGCUGGGCAUAAAGGUGCUAAGUGUAGCAUCAUUAGAUCACGAAUCUUCUGAGACACUAGUGCGGAGAUGGCUUUCUGUUGAAAACUGUUGUCCUUCCGAUGAAGACUGUAGGAAUAUCGCACAUUUUUGUGGACAUAUGCCUUUUGCCAUUCGGUUAUUUUGCAACAAUAUGCCCCAAAAGAAAAGGUUGCCCUUGAAACAAGCCAUAGACAACUUUAUCCGUUUGAUUGAACUUGAUGUUUCUAGAAUGGAUGAUCGAGAUGAGUUAAAACAUGACAGACUGAAUUUCAUCUUGGAAUCAUCAUACCAGACAUUGUCACCGCAAAACCAAGAACACUACGUAUCCUUGUCCGUUAUUCCUGGCAAUUUUCCUGUGGAAGUUGCUGCGGCUGUAUGGGAAAUAUCAGUGGAUGAUGCUGAACCGAUCCUGAAAAGUUUAAUGAGAAAAUCAUACAUAGAUUCCUACUCGGAAACAGGAUCCUUCAAGCUUCACAAAAUUCUUUGCCUGUUUGCAAAGCAAAAGGGAGAACAGCAAAUGAAGGAUGUUCUUCAUAGGUCAAAAACCCGCUUACUGGAAUUCUACAUUUCACUUUUUGGAAAGCUUAGCGAACGCUUUGUUUCAGGGCAGUCCAUGUCAGCUUUCACGGAUUUUCAUCAAGACAAACAGAAUAUCAUCUUAAGUCUAAUUGACGGCUGCUCUGACAAUUCAACGUGCGACAGUGUUUUUGAGGUCUUGAUUCAGGGAAUGUUGCUUAUGGACACAGUUUUGUGGAGCGAUCGAGUUCUCUUUGACAAAAUCUAUGAUACAGCGUUAACUGAGGCAGCAAAGCAUGAUGAUAUGACCACCUACAAUCACUUGUUGCUUGCGAAGGGAUUCAGUGAAGUAACUUGGCGAUCAGAUGAAGGUGAAACAUUGUGGCUGCUUUCUUCUAAAGCAAACGAAGUUCUGGCCUGCAGUUCAGGUGAACAGAAAGGAAAAUUGUUUUGCUGUCUUGGGAUCCACAAGCUCUCAAAUGGACAGAUGAAUGAUGGUGUGCAAUAUCUGAAAGAGUCUCUCGCGCAUUUAAUGGACGCAACUGACCCUACUCUGAAGAUCUUAAAGAUCAUUAUGUGUCAGAUUGUUGCCACAUAUUUUGAAUCAACAAUCAAUGAAAUUGAGGCUACCAAAUAUUUCGAAAAGGCAAUAGACGAAUGUAGAGCUUGGAAGAACUGUGACCUUAUUCUUAGCCCAGAAGAGAAAAGAAUCACCGAUCAACAAGAUCUGCCGCUGGUGUUGGAGGUACAUUUCCUUAUUACUAAGGCAACCAAGCUUUUCUCGUCAGCUGAACGAAUGAAAUCCUUUAAAGAGGAUGUUCUCCAGAUGAAAGAAAAUAGUGACGCAAACCUCCUUUCAAAUACCAAAGAUGGUUCAUUUUAUCUCCAGCGGUUUAUCGCUGGUGUACUUGCGGAGAUGACCAGUUACGAAGAAGCAAUCAAAUUAAUCCAGAAUUUAAUCGGUGUUCGGGAAAGGGUGCUAAGCCGGCUUUUAGUCCGUGAAGUAAAUUCCGUGGACCAAGAGAGUAGUAAGGAUGACCACAAGAGAGCAUUGGCGAGAAGCUACUCGUACCUCGCUGUUCUUCAUCUACGAAUGAAAGAUUACAAGGCAAGCGUUAAGUCAGGGAGGCGCGCUCUGGACUAUACAAUAGACCUAUGUGGCGAGGAACAUUCAGACACAGCCGACAGUUAUCAUGAACUUGCGAACAUCAUGAGGUCCCUAGGAGAUUGUAAUUCAGCUUUGCUCUUUCACCAGCGUGCACUUGACAUUCGGUUAAUUCUUGUUGAAGAAAACCCCUUAAAAGUGGCUGCUAGCUAUCAUGAGUUAGGGUUUACACAAUGGGAAAUGAAAGACUAUUCCUCAGCGUUGCAGUCUCAUGAAAAGGCACUUCAAAUCAGAUUGGAGAAGUUGGGUGAUAAGCACAGAGACACUGCAAAAAGUUUUCAUGAGUUAGGAAUUACGCAGUGGUUUUUGGAGAAAUACGAGUGCGCACUUGACUCACACGGGAAAGCACUAACGAUUAUACAAGAUGAGAUAGGAGAAAAUCCCAGUGCAACGGCAGACAGCCUCCAUGAGAUAGGAAAGACAUACUUCUGUCUGGGAGACUACCAAACGGCUCUACAGUCACAUCUGGAUGCAUUUAGUAUCAGAUUAGAUGUCCUAGGUGAGCGUAACACUGACACUGCCAACAGUUGCUAUGAAAUUGGUGUCACGCAAUUUGAAAUGGGGUGGUAUCCCUCUGCACUUGAGUAUCUCACGCGAGCGCUGAAAAUGAGGCAAGUACUGUAUACAGACACACCGCAUGCGGAGAUCGCUCAAAGCUUCUACCAGUUAGGACGCACGCAAUAUCAGAUGGGAUACUUUGACCAAGCUGUUGAAUCACUUAACUUUGCACUCUCCGUUAGAAGAGACCUACAGCAAGAACAACAAAUUGAAAAAGCGGACAUCUUUUAUGAGCUGGGAAGAACCUUUUAUCGCAAAGAAGACUACACGUCAGCUUUUGUAAUGCACCGGUUUGCUACUGGAAUCCGAACGCUUAAAAUGGGUGAAGAGGACGCAACAGUUGGCGACAGUCUGUUUCAGCUCUGUCUGGUGCAGAGCAAACGUCGAAGAUUUAAAUUGUCUCUUCAGUUGCUUAAAAGAGCUGAAGACAUCUGGAUGAAAUGCGUUAACACGGAGCACAAUGAAAGUGACAGUUACCUCACUACAGACAGCGCCCUGAUGAAAUUUGACGAAUUUUCGUCUGCUUUCAAUUCAAUUAUGAAUGCCUUUCAAAUGAGAAAGGAGAUGAUGGCAAAAAAGGACCAAGAGUUGCUGGACGUUCCCUACGAAAGGCAAUUAAAGUAUUUACUAUCGCAAAAUUACAAAUCGCCUCUUAAGCUUUACGAUCAUGUAUCAGCCAUUAUUCAUAAGUAUUCUCCCAGUGUUGAGAUACACACAAAUUUAGUAAGUGAACCUCUAGGCAGCUUAAAAAAGCAACUUUUACAGAAAGCGACUUGGUAUUAUGACUUUGGGAACAAAGAGAUCAAUGCAGACCACUUUGUUACCGCUCUGCAUUUGCAUCAGCAAGCACUUAAUUUAAGAAAGAAGCUGCUCAGUGAAGAGCACGAAGAUCGUCAAGAUCUAGCGUCCAGCUACUUUUCAGUGGGAAAUGCACAGUAUAAAAUGAUGGACUAUACGUCAGCCCUUCAGUCACACCAGCGAGCACUUGAAAUACGCUGUAAAACACUCGGGGAAAACCAUCCAGACACAGCUGCCAGCUAUAAUAACAUUGGGUGCACACAACAAGAAUUAGGAGACUAUACUUCAGCUCUUCAGUCACACCAACGAGCACUUGAAAUACGCCGUAAUUCACUUGGGGAAAACCAUCCAGACCCAGCUGCCAGCUAUAAUAACAUUGGGUGCACACAAAAAGCAUUAGGAGACUAUACUUCAGCUCUUCAGUCAUUCCAGCGAGCACUUGAAAUACGCCGUAAAACACUUGGGGAAAACCAUCCGGACACAGCUGACAGCUAUAAUACCAGUGGGCGUACACUACAAAAAUUAGGAGACUAUACUUCAGCUCUUCAGUCACACCAGCGAGCACUUGAAAUAUGCCGUAAAACACGUGGGGAAAACCAUCAAGGCACAGCUGUCAGCUAUAAUAACAUUGGGUGUAGACAACAAGAAUUGGGCGAUUAUACGUCAGCCUUUCAGUCACACCAGCGAGCACUUGAAAUAUGCCGUAAAACACUUGGGGAAAACCAUCCAGACACAGCUGCCAGCUAUUAUAACGUUGGGUGUACACAACAAGCAUUACGAGACUAUACUUCAGCCCUUCAGUCAUACCAACGAGCAAUUGAAAUACGCCGUAAAACCCUUGGGGAAAACCAUCCAGACGCAGCUGCCAGCUAUAAUAACAUUGGGUGUAUACAACAAGUAUUAGGAUACUAUACUACAGCCCUUCAGUCAUACCAGCGAGCACUUGAAAUACGCCGUAAAACACUUGGGGAAAACGAUACUGACACAGCUACCAAUUACAAUAACAUCGGGUGUGCACAACAAGAAUUAGGAGACUAUACUUCAGCUCUUCAGUCUCACAAGCGAGCACUUGAAAUAUGCCGCAAAACACUUGGGGAAAACCACCCAGACACAGCUGUCAGCUAUAAUAACAUUGGGUGUACCCAAACAGCAUUAGGAGACUAUACUUCAGCCCUUCAGUCAAACCAGCGAGCACUUGAAAUAUGCCGUAAAACACGUGGGGAAAACCAUCCAGGCACAGCUGCCAGCUAUAAUACCAUUGGGUGUACACACAAAGCAUUAGGAGACUAUAUUUCAGCUCUUCAGUCACACCAGCGAGCACUUGAAAUACACCGUAAAACACGUGGGGAAAACCAUCCAGACACAGCUGCCACUUACAAUAACAUUGGAUGUACACAACAAGAAUUAGGAGACUAUACUUCAGCUCUUCAGUCUCACAAGCGAGCAAUUGAAAUACGCCGUAAAACACUUGGGGAAAACCAUCCAGACACAGCCGCCAGCUAUAAUAACAUUGGGUGUACACAAAAAGCAUUACGAGACUAUACUUCAGCCCUUCAGUCACAUCAGCGAGCACUUGAAAUAUGCCGUAAAACACGUGGGGAAAACCAUCCAGGCACAGCUGCCACUUAUUAUAACAUUGGGUGUAUACAACUAGAAUUUGGAGACCAUGCGUCAGCUCUUCAGUUACACCAUCGAGCACUUGAAAUAUGCCGUAAAACACUUGGGGAAAACCAUCCAAACACAGCUGGCAGCUAUAACAACAUUGGGUGUACACAAAAAGCAUUAGGAGACUUUACUUCAGCUCUUCAUUUAUUCCAGCGAGCUCUUGAAAUACACCGUAGAACACGAGGGGAAACCCAUCCAGACACAGCUGACGUGUGUCAUAACAUUGGGUGUACACAGCAAGAAUUAGGAGACUAUACUUCAGCUCUUCAGUCUCACAAGCGAGCAUUAGAAAUACGCCGUACAACACUUGGGGAAAACCAUCCAGACACAGCUGCCAGCUAUAAUAACAUUGGGUCUACACAAAAAGCAUUACGAGACUAUGCUUCAGCCCUUCAGUCACACCAGCGAGCACUUGAAAUACGCCGUAAAACACGUGGGGAAAACCAUCCAGGCACAGCUGCCACUUAUCAUAACAUUGGGUGUACACAACGAGAAUGUGGAGACUAUACUUCAGCUCUUCAGUCACACCACCGAGCACUUGAAAUAUGCCGUAAAACACUUGGGGAAAACCAUCCAGACACAGCUGCCAGCUAUAAUAACAUUGGGUGUGCACAGAAAGCAUUACGAGACUAUCCUUCAGCCCUUCAGUCACAUCAGCGAGCACUUGAAAUACGCCGUAAGACACAGCUGCCAGCUAUAAGAACAUUGAGUGUACACAAAAAGCAUUGGAAGACUAUACUUAAGCCCUUCAGUCACACCAGCGAGCACUUGAAAUAUGCCGUAAAACACUUGGGGAAAACCAUCAGGCAGAGCUGCCACUUUUAAUAACAUUCGGCGUAUACAACAAGAAUGAGGAGACUAUACUUCAGCUCUUCAGUCACACUAGCGAGCGAUUGAAAUAUGCCGUAAAACACUUGGGGAAAACCAUCCAGACACAGCUGCCAGCUAUAGUAACAUUGGGUGUACACAAAAAGAAUUAGGAGACUAUACCUCAGCUCUUCAGUCACACCAGCGAGCACUUGAAAUACGCCGUAAAACACUUUGA